Molecule: messenger RNA, 2464 nt
Organism: Temnothorax curvispinosus
Lineage: Eukaryota; Metazoa; Arthropoda; Insecta; Hymenoptera; Formicidae
Product: UDP-sugar transporter UST74c-like
Exons: 5
Coding region: 639-2363 (574 amino acids)
Biological process (GO): ubiquinone biosynthetic process
Cellular component (GO): mitochondrion; mitochondrial inner membrane
Source: RefSeq, a predicted model, not a curated record
GCCCGUGCCGUGCCGGUGGAUCCGUUAUACAAAUGCAACGUGGGCCGUGGAGAUUUGAUAUUUGAUCUGAAAGGAUAAGGAACGUCGUGUCGCAUUGCGUGUUCGUAGAGAUGACGAAUUUGCAUACGUGAAAUAAAAGGCGAGAAGAAAUAUAUACUCUUCGUGGCGCAUGAUUGGUCCGGCCGAAUUACGCUUUAUGAAAAGUUACAAUCUUUGAUAAGAGAAAUUUAUGAAAUUUAUAAUUCAAGCGGUAUCGCAGAGCGAGAUCGGCGGAGGAGACUCUGAUCCUGAUCAGUCUGAUGGUCUGAUCGUCGCGAGGAGCAUGCCUUUGCGAUUGCAUCACACGCCACACGCCUGAGGUCUGAAAAUUCACGUUCCGCGGGGGACCGCGCGCCGUUCCCCGUCGAGGCCUUCACCCCGAAGCCGAACCUCCAGCGCGAGCUCGAUCGCGCAGCCGAUGCCAUGUACGGAGGAGGAAUGAUAAGGUUAUCUAAGCGUAGGUUCCUCUAUGUGUGUAAUUAUUUAUCACAGUAAACGAUUCAUUCACGGAUAACGAGGCUCGUUGCGGACGGAUAAGAGCGAGCCGAGUGGCGGAAAGGCCGGUGCGCCAGGCUGCUAUACGUUCUUUCCUCUCGGGGAUGACGGAACACGAGCAGAACGCGAUGUUCGCGCGGGUGUCGUCGGCGGUCUUUUACGGGCUGUCGUCGUUCAUGAUAACGGUCGUCAACAAGACCAUCCUCACGUCGUACGGCUUCCCGUCCUUCCAAGUGCUGGGGAUCGGCCAGAUGCUCGCGACGAUCCUGGUCCUGCUCGUCGCGAAGAAGCUGCGGUACGUCGAGUUCCCGAGUCUCGAGGUGGCGACCUUCACCAAGAUCUGGCCACUGCCGUUGAUAUACAUCGGCAACAUGAUAUUCGGCCUGGGCGGCACCAAGCAGCUGAGCCUGCCGAUGUUCACCGCCCUGAGGCGAUUCAGUAUCCUCAUGACGAUGAUCGCCGAGUACUACAUCCUCGGCAUCAAGGCGCGCCUGUCCAUACAGCUGAGCGUUUACACGAUGAUCCUGGGCGCGGUGGUGGCCGCGCUGAACGAUCUCGCCUUCAAUCUCGAGGGCUAUAUCUUUAUCCUGUUGAACGAUUUUUUCACCGCCGCCAAUGGUGUAUAUAUGAAAAAGAAGCUGGAUUCUAAGGAAUUAGGAAAAUACGGACUGAUGUAUUACAAUUCUUUGUUCAUGCUCGGCCCGACGGUCCUGCUGGCCUGGUGGAUGGGCGACAUCACCCUGGCGCUCGAGUUUCCCGGCUGGACCAAUCCGUUUUUCGUCCUGCAGUUUGUAUUGUCGUGCAUAAUGGGCUUUGUACUGUCGUACAGCACGCUCCUCUGUACGCUGUACAACUCCGCGCUGACGACCACCAUAAUCGGAUGUCUGAAAAAUAUAUGCGUGACGUAUCUCGGCAUGGUGAUCGGCGGGGACUACAUAUUUUCGUUGUUGAACUUUGUAGGAUUGAAUUUAAGUGUGAUAGGUAGCUUAGUGUACACUUGGGUAACGUUUCGCAAAAGAGAGAGUCAGCCGAAGUACACUUUGGCUCGAUCUCAGGCCAGUCAGAUACAAGCCAUAACAACACGGUUUCUCAGACCUUCUUACUUUCCUCGCUCGGUUUCAGGCCGUUUCGCGACCGCCUGCAAGGCGUACCUGGAGGAUUAUGCCAAGCACCAUGUAUCCCUAUCCCCCCUGCAGCGUGUGCUUCUCACGAUGGGCUCGGCGGCUGUAUCGUUGGCGAAUCCGUAUCGAGGUGACAUGAUAGCGUGUCUCGGGGAGACUACCGGUACAAACGCCCUCGUGCGCUGUCAUCAACGGAUGAAGGAUACGAGCGAGGGUCAACGUGUACUUGCGCAAAAGCCACGCGUAAACACGUCCGCCGUCGACCUCGCUUACCUCAGAGACCUGCCGCCAGGAACUGUGGGCAGAACGUAUCGCGAUUUCUUGGUUGACAAUAAUGUGUCGCCCGACGAUAGACUUGCGGUGCAGUUCGUCAACGAUAUCGAACUGGCCUACGUGAUGCAACGAUAUCGGGAGGUGCACGAUAUCUUUCACGCUAUGCUCCUAAUGCCGACGACGAUGCUAGGAGAGGUGUCGGUUAAGUGGGUAGAGGCUUUGCAGCUGCGUUUGCCGAUGUGCAUAACUGGUGCGAUAUUCGGAGCUAGUCGACUACGUCCUAGACAGAGGCAAUUAUACUUGAAUCAUUAUCUCCCGUGGUCUAUAAAUACCGGAUUGAAUGCGAAGUUCUUGCUAGGGAUAUAUUUCGAGGAACGCUGGGAACAGUCUCUCGAGGAUUUUCACAAAGAAAUGAAUAUCGUACGCCUCGUAUGAAACUGUAACAAUAAAUUAUAACAAUUGUUGAUAAGGUUGUAAAUAAUUAUUUACUUAAUUGUCAGUAAUUAGAUGGGAAAUAAAGUUUUAGUACUCCUAAA